AUGGCAGGGAGCAGAGCCCUACUCCUCCUGGCUCAAGUCCUCGGCCUUGCUGCCACAGAGAUGGCUCUGCUAACCAUGGACCCCCCCUGGAGCACGAUAUUCCGAGGAGAGAGUGUCACCCUGCGGUGCCGGGGCUCCCACCCCCAUGGGCAGCAGCCCACAACCUGGUACCACAACGACAAGAUCCUGGCGCGCACGGACACUGACACGUACAGGAUCACGAACGCCAGGCAGAAACAGACGGGCAGAUACAAGUGCCAGAGCCCCGGCUCUGUGUCCAGCAACCCCAUUACCUUGAUCGUCUCCUACGAUUGGCUGAUCCUCCAGGUCCCGUCUCAUGUGGUGUUCGAGGGCGAGCCGCUGUGCAUGCAGUGCCGGGGAUGGGACGCAGGGAGCAUGACUUCGGUGCAGUAUUUCAGAGAUGGAGCAGACAUCACCACCCGCUACGCCUCGGACAAGCAGCUCUGCAUCCCCCAGGCCAAGACCCACCAGAGCGGCAGGUAUCGCUGCACGGGACAGAUGAACUCCUUCUUGUCAGUAAUAAAAAGGGAAUCUCAAGAGUUACAUGUUUUUAUCAAAGAGCUCUUCUCCUCCCCAGUGCUGAGCGUGGCCAGCACAACGGAGACCCUUGAGGGAAGCCCCCUCAACCUGAGCUGUGUCACGCACCUCAGCCCCCACAGCCCCCACACCAUCCUCUGGUACCUCUUCUACCGAAACAGCACGGUCCUUCAAGGCCCCGAGACCUCCUCCAAGUACCAGGUGCCGACGGUGGGGCUGGCGGACACAGGGUCCUACUUCUGUGAGGUGCAGGCAGACAACUCCAGCAUACGGAAGCAGAGUGCCCAGGUCCCCAUUGCUGUCAGAAGAGUCCCCAUCUCAGGGGUGUCCCUGGACGUGCAACCCCACGAGGGGCAGGUGAUGGAGGGGCAGCGCCUGGUGCUGAGCUGCUCAGUGGCUGCAGGCACAGGGUCUAUCUCCUUUUCCUGGCACCGAGAGGGCUCUGCAGAGGUUUUGGGAAAGGGCACCCGUUAUGAGAUCCUGUCAGCCCAGCAAAACGACGAUGGGCAGUAUUACUGUAUGGCCUCCAACGGGGACGUCCCAGCCCAGAGCCCGCGGCUGCAGGUCACGGUUGUGGGUGUCUCUUCACUCUUCUACUGCCAUAUCAGAGCACCACUGCUGCUAGCAGCCUUGGGGUCCCUGCUGUCCGGGCUGGUUGCUGUCCAUGUCCUCACUGCAGGGAGCAAAGACCCUAAAGGAGUGAAGCAGUGA
Messenger RNA from Cygnus atratus (black swan), 1269 nucleotides. RefSeq names its product Fc receptor-like protein 3. The coding region runs from base 1 to 1269 and encodes 422 amino acids. The record is from RefSeq and is a predicted model, not a curated record. The transcript is spliced from 7 exons. Lineage: Eukaryota; Metazoa; Chordata; Aves; Anseriformes; Anatidae. Gene Ontology annotation, molecular function: transmembrane signaling receptor activity. Gene Ontology annotation, biological process: cell surface receptor signaling pathway.